This is a messenger RNA of Momordica charantia (bitter melon), 771 nucleotides long. The record is from RefSeq and is a predicted model, not a curated record. Lineage: Eukaryota; Viridiplantae; Streptophyta; Magnoliopsida; Cucurbitales; Cucurbitaceae.
AUGGAUUUUAUGAGACCAUUCCCUCCAUCCAAUGGAAAACUCUUCAUUUUGUUGGCAGUCGACUAUGUAUCAAAGUGGGUCGAGGCAGUGGCAUGCGCCAGCAGUGAUGCCAAAGUGGUUGCCAAAUUUUUACACAAGCAUAUAUUCACAAGGUUUGGCACACCCAGAGCUUUGAUCAGUGACGAAGGCUCCCACUUCAUUAACAAAGUUGUAGCAUCUCUCCUUGCUAAGUAUAAUAUCAAGCACAAAGUAUCCACAACAUAUCACCCCCAACCAAACGGGCAUGCGGAAAUAUCUAACUGGGAAAUUAAGAGCAUUUCGGAAAAUGAUGUUAAUGCAAAUCGAAAGCAUUGGGCAAUGAAGCUAGAUGACGCAAUAUGGGCUUAUUGCACAGCCUUCAAGACGCCUCUGGGGGAUGUUCGCCGCUUACAAUUGCUAGAGCUCGAGAAGUUUCACAGAGACACAUAUGACAAUGCAAAAUUAUAUAAGGAAAAGACGAAGCAAUGGCACGAUGCGAGAAUCAAUCCUAGGAAGUUUGAAAAAGGACAGCAAGUGUUGCUUUUCAAUUCAAGACUCAAACUCUUGCCGGGAAAGCUUAAAUCGAGAUGCCCAGGCCCAUUUUUGGUCUCACACGUAUUUCUCCAUGGUGCAGUUAAAGUGCAAGAAAUGGAUUCAGGAAGAGAAUUUACAGUGAACGGGCAGAGGUUGAAGCAUUUCUUUGGAGGAAGCGUGGUGAGAGAUGCUGGAGCUCACCACUUUGCCACAUAUUAA